AUGACAACGACCAACUUUCCCAAGGAUGGCAAGGCCCUCCUGACACUGGAGCGAUCCUCCUCGUCGCCCAUCAUCUAUACCGUCACCUUCACUGGCGGCGAGACGCCCGACAACCGGCUCACGCACAAGUUCCUCGAUGCGAUCCUUGCCGCGCUGGAGCAUGUCGAGCAAGAGUGGGACCGGACGCUGUCCGACGAGGAGAAAAAGGGCGGUGCGGCCCUCGUUACGACGGGCCAGAUCGUCGAGGGUGCCAAGUUCUACUCGAACGGGCUCGACUUUGAAAAUGCUAUUUCAGACCCCAACUUCUUCGACACGCACCUCAACAAGGUCUACGAGAAGCUCCUCUCGUUCCCUAUCCCCACGGUCGCGUCCAUUGGCGGGCAUGCGUUUGCGGCGGGCUUUGGGCUGGCGAUGGCGCACGACUACCGCGUCUUUAAUGGCGCAAAGGGCUACCUCUCGAUGAACGAAAUCGACUUUGGCGCUCAGAUCCCGCCCGGCCUGUAUGCGGCACUGUCGUCGAAGAUGACGAGCAACGUGCUUAUGCGCAAGGUCGUCCUCGAGGGGCACCGCUUCGGCGCCAAAGAGGCCCUCGCGGAGCGCAUCAUCGACAUCAUCGCGCCUGCGCAGGGCGAGCAGGGCGGGGCGAAAAAGACGCUCGAGGUGGCCACCGAGCUCGCGAAGCGCGUCGCUCCUAAGGCGAGGGCGGAUUGCUACGGCAGCAACAAGCUGGUCAUGUAUUUCCCCUACCUUGAGAUUCUCCGGAUGAAGAACGAGGUAGCCACUGGAAGGCUCUGA
This is a messenger RNA of Acaromyces ingoldii, 795 nucleotides long. RefSeq names its product ClpP/crotonase. The record is from RefSeq and is a predicted model, not a curated record. Gene Ontology annotation, biological process: fatty acid beta-oxidation. Gene Ontology annotation, cellular component: peroxisome. Lineage: Eukaryota; Fungi; Basidiomycota; Exobasidiomycetes; Exobasidiales; Cryptobasidiaceae. Gene Ontology annotation, molecular function: delta(3)-delta(2)-enoyl-CoA isomerase activity; enoyl-CoA hydratase activity. Bases 1 to 795 code for a protein of 264 amino acids. The transcript is spliced from 5 exons.